Molecule: messenger RNA, 499 nt
Organism: Setaria italica (foxtail millet)
Lineage: Eukaryota; Viridiplantae; Streptophyta; Magnoliopsida; Poales; Poaceae
Product: cytochrome P450 76M5-like
Exons: 2
Coding region: 131-406 (91 amino acids)
Molecular function (GO): iron ion binding; monooxygenase activity; heme binding
Source: RefSeq, a predicted model, not a curated record
CUCUACAAUUUUGUCUCAAACACAUGAAGAAAUUCGAAGAAUUCGGAAACCACAUGAUGGCACGGCAUGUGUGCAUAUAUAGGUUGAUAUAGACGGAUGGAUUCCUUCUCGUACAGGCUAGGCCGCACAAAUGGAGAGCGAGCUCUGGCUGCUAUGGGCGACGCUCGUCGUGUCUCUCCUCUACUACCUGAGCAGCCUGAGACGAGGCACGGGCACCCCACGGCUGCCGCCGGGACCCAGGCCGCUCCCUCUCGUCGGCAACCUCCUCGACCUGCGCGGCCACCUCCACCACACGCUCGCCCGCCUCGCACGCGUCCACGGCCCCGUCAUGCGCCUCAAGCUGGGGCUCACCACGGCCGUGGUCGUCUCCUCGCGCGCGCCGUCCCGGACGCCGCCCGGGCGCUGAGGUUCUCCGACCGCUCCAUGAUCUGGCUCCCGAGCUCCGACCCGCGGUGGAAGCCCUGCGCGGCAUCGUGGCCACGCACGUCUUCUCCCCGCG